This is a messenger RNA of Cynara cardunculus var. scolymus (artichoke), 627 nucleotides long. RefSeq lists its product as uncharacterized. The transcript has a single exon. The record is from RefSeq and is a predicted model, not a curated record. NCBI's taxonomy places the organism in Eukaryota, Viridiplantae, Streptophyta, Magnoliopsida, Asterales, Asteraceae. Bases 1 to 627 code for a protein of 208 amino acids.
AUGGCCCCUUUCGAGGCUUUGUAUGGACGUAAGUGUCGUACGCCUCUUUGUUGGAGGGAAAUUGGAGAGAAAGUGUUGACAGGGCCCGGACUUGUGCAAAUCACAAGUGAUAGGAUUCAAGUGAUUAGAGAAAGAAUGAAAGCGGCCCAGGAUCGACAAAAGUCCUACGCGGAUCAUCGUAGAAGGCCGAUCGAGUUCUCGGUCGGUGAUCUAGUAAUGCUGAAGGUUUCCCCGUGGCGUGGUGUGCUACGAUUUAGAAAGCAAGGGAAACUCAGUCCACGUUUUAUCGGUCCAUUCAAGAUUAUUGAACGAGUUGGGAAACAAGCCUACCGUUUAGAACUACCCGAAGAAUUAGCGGGUAUACAUGAUGUUUUCCAUGUCGGCUAUCUACGAAAAUGUUUGGGCAAACAUGAAGAAGUAGUACCCUUGUCGGAAGUUAAGAUAAAUGAAAAACUUCGAUAUGCCGAAGAGCCCGAAAAUAUCUUGAAAGAGCGGACAGUGAAAUUGUGCAAUAAGGAGGUAGAUUUGGUAUUAGUGAGGUGGAAACAUCAUCAUGGGUCAAAUUGGACGUGGGAACGCAAGGAUGAGAUGAAGGCGAAAUACCCAUCAUUAUUUUCACAACAGUGA